GUUCCGGCGUCUUUCAAAUACUAAUUGGGACAGGCGGGUCUACCAGCACUCUGCUUAAUGUAGACUGUAUCACUUGCUAUAUCUAUGCUCCCACUCCAUAUGCCCUCAGACUUGCGUCGCACACCGCACUCAGACACCGUCGAGCUGGACUCGCCAGCGCUGAGCCAAAGACCGCAAUAUGGAGGUGGCAUAACAAAGCUUACCGUAGACAUACCCCCUUCAUACAAGCCUACCACCGAAUCUCGUCACCCGCCGCUAUGGAGAACGCCCGAGUUUCUUGUGUACGGCGUAGCAUUUGUCGUGGUUGUACCCAUCAUGUUCUGGAUACCCAUGCGUUUAAGCUCCAAUUCUCAUCCUAACUAUCCUUUAUACAAGCGUAAACUGUCUCCUGGUUGGCUAUUCGGCAGACAAGUAGAUAACAGUGAUCACCAGUAUCGGUCAUUUCGAGACAACGUACCUCUCUUGGCUAUACUGGUUGCUAUCUUCCUGGUAUUGAAGACAGCCUAUGUUCGCGUUGCUGCAUCCAGGUUCUCCGUCCGACAGGACACCAAACUUUACCUGGUCCCUUUUCUGUUAAUCUUCUCCAGCCUUAUGCUUCUGGGUCUGCAUGGUUCAAGCGCCUUAAAAGUUCUUGUCAUACUCUCCGUCAACUAUGCUAUUGCGAAGUAUACCGGAUUAUCUAAGCUGGGGCCCAUCCUCACAUGGCUGUUCAACACCGGUGUCCUUUUUGCAGCCGAUAAGUAUGCUGGCUUUCCCUAUGCACGAAUUCAUCCAUCCUUGCAGCCCCUGGAUAGUCUCGAAGGUCUCUAUAGAUGGCAUGUCGGCUUCAACAUCACGAUGCUUCGACUCAUUUCGUUCAAUAUGGACUACUACUGGGCGUGUAAUCGCAUAGGGCUUGCGGAUACUGGUCGAUCACUUGAAUACAAAGAACGCACUACUACAUACCAUCCUCUUGAAAUGUACAGCUUCUGGAAUUACCUGGCCUACGCGCUCUAUUCUCCUCUGUACAUCGCCGGACCUAUCAUGACAUUCAACGAUUUCCUUUGGCAGCUCCGAAGACCAACUUCUAUUCCUUUACGUUCGACUAUGGGCUAUCUCGUUCGAUUUCUUGUCUGUAUACUUACGAUGGAAUUCGUCUUGCACUUCAUGUACGUCGUGGCGAUUAAAGACACCAAGGCAUGGCACGGCUACUCGGCUGCGGAGUUGAGCAUGAUCGGAUUCUGGAAUCUCAUCGUCGUAUGGCUCAAGCUCCUUAUCCCGUGGCGUUUCUUCCGGCUUUGGGCAUUGUUGGAUGGCGUGGACCCUCCGGAAAAUAUGGUCCGCUGCAUGGCGAAUAACUACUCAGCACAGGGAUUUUGGAGAUCAUGGCAUAGAAGUUACAAUCUCUGGAUCGUUCGAUAUAUUUACAUCCCGCUCGGAGGAACUAAAAACGUUGUGUUCACAACCGUUCUGGUCUUCACCUUUGUAGCUCUAUGGCAUGACCUAUCGUUCCGUCUCCUGGCUUGGGGCUGGCUUGUCAGUCUCUUCAUCUUGCCUGAACUGAUUGCUCAGUACCUACUUCCUCCCUCAAGAUUUGGCAAUCAAUGGUGGUAUAGACAUGCUUGCGCUAUCGGGGCGGUGUUCAACAUCCUGAUGAUGAUGACUGCUAACCUGGUCGGGUUUGUGAUUGGAACGGAGGGCAUUUCCUACUUGCUCAACGAACUGUUUUCUACUUGGGAAGGAAUUCGGUUCCUUAUCGGAAGCUGUGUGUGUAUAUUUGUCGCAAGUCAGGUUAUGUUCGAAUACAGGGAAGAGGAGCGGAGAAGGGGGAUAGUCAGGAGGUUCUAAGCGCGGCUGGGACUGUUUGGACUUUUCUAUACUGUAUAUACCCUGCAUAGUUGACGUAGAUACUUAUUUUUGCACUGGAACUUCCAAUCUCUUCUGCCACGCCACGAGAACAAUACGACGCGUGAGACACGUGAUAUGCAA
Molecule: messenger RNA, 1968 nt
Organism: Somion occarium
Lineage: Eukaryota; Fungi; Basidiomycota; Agaricomycetes; Polyporales; Cerrenaceae
Source: the annotation of a GenBank genome assembly